Molecule: messenger RNA, 342 nt
Organism: Pochonia chlamydosporia 170
Lineage: Eukaryota; Fungi; Ascomycota; Sordariomycetes; Hypocreales; Clavicipitaceae
Exons: 1
Coding region: 1-342 (113 amino acids)
Source: RefSeq, a predicted model, not a curated record
AUGUAUUGUACAUAUGCAAGUCUCAGAGCACUCAAAUUUCCUCGUGGUGUUUGGCGUUCGUGGGACGCCAGAAAGACACUCGUCACUUGGGCGGAACUUGGCUCCGGUGAUAUCUCUGUCUCUACCUCAGCACAUGGGGGGUGUCUGUGUGACGACGUGGGUUUCCCAAGCACGAUGGCAACGGGUCCAAGUACACCCCCCCUGGUGGAAGAGAGAGACAUGAUAAAAAACCUUCGGCCAAAGACCCUGCUCUGUCCUUUGGGCCCGGUAACCAGGUGCGCUAAGUGGCCGGGAAGAAGGUUGUCCGUGCCAGCCCUGGCCCCCUCGAGACCCUGUUCCUGA